AUUCAUACUCACUCACAACCUACCAACCCUCUUGCAACCCAACUGAAAUACCUCCCUAACCCAACAAAAUCAAAUCAACCCAAAUUCAUAAAAAUGGUUUUCAAAGCCCUCCUAUACAUAACCCGCAAACCCGGCACCACCCCCACCGAAUUCCAAACCCACUACGAAACAGUGCACAUGCCACUGAUCAAAAGACUAGCAGGCGCAGACUUCCCUCUCUCGCACAGACGUCUCUAUCUUGCACGCCCCGCACCGGGCGAAGACAACAUUUUCCCGGCAGCGGUGCUGAUUGGCAACCAGGAGGAUUUCGGCUUCGAUGCCGUUGUGGAGUUGACAUUCACAGAUGAGGCGGCAUUUAAGGUGUUUUUUGCGCGGAGACAGGAGCCUGGGACUAAGGAGUUGGUGGAUGCGGAUGAGGAGAAGUUUUUGGAUCAGACGAAGUUCAAGGCGGUUGUUUUGGGAGAGGUUCAGGAGACGACCCGUUAGGUACUAAUGGAUUGAUAUGUUUCUUCUACAUGAGGAUAUUUGAUGGUUAUCAAAAUGGCUGUAUUAGUAGUAUGAGGGAUAUACAGUAAAACCCCUCUAUAAGCAACCCCGAUAUAGGGAAUCUACGCGUUAUAAGCAAUCUAACUGGGUGUCUGAA
Aspergillus pseudotamarii is the source of this 643-nucleotide messenger RNA. Its product is annotated as EthD domain-containing protein. Gene Ontology annotation, molecular function: oxidoreductase activity. The transcript has a single exon. The record is from RefSeq and is a predicted model, not a curated record. The coding region runs from base 94 to 486 and encodes 130 amino acids. NCBI's taxonomy places the organism in Eukaryota, Fungi, Ascomycota, Eurotiomycetes, Eurotiales, Aspergillaceae.